Molecule: messenger RNA, 792 nt
Organism: Acomys russatus (golden spiny mouse)
Lineage: Eukaryota; Metazoa; Chordata; Mammalia; Rodentia; Muridae
Gene: Paxx
Product: PAXX non-homologous end joining factor
Exons: 7
Coding region: 99-719 (206 amino acids)
Biological process (GO): double-strand break repair via nonhomologous end joining
Cellular component (GO): nucleus; nonhomologous end joining complex; site of double-strand break
Molecular function (GO): molecular adaptor activity
Source: RefSeq, a predicted model, not a curated record
GCCUCCGAGCGGCCGCCUUAGCUAGAGAGGUCGUACUUCUGCGCAGGCGCCCUCAGCCCGCAGCUGGCGUGGCCCGCGCAGUGAGACCGCCUGCUGCCAUGGCGUCUCUGCCUCUGGCGCUGCCGCUUUGCAUUCUGCCGCCGGGCUCGGACUCUCCCCGCCUGGUAUGCUACUGCGAGCCGGAGAGUAGUAGAGAUGGGAACAGCGGCGGCUUCAACCUCUAUGUGACGGACGCCGCGGAGCUCUGGAGCACCCGCUUCUCCACCGACAACCUGGCGACGCUCAAAGCCCGAUUUGGCCUAAGUGGGACUGAGGACAUCUCAUCCCGGUUCAGGGCAGCCUGUCAGCAGCAAGCGGUGACUGUAAGCCUGGAAGAGGACAGAGCAUUGAUGACCCUUUCGGGGGACACCUCUGCACUGACCUUUGACCUCUCCAAGGUGUCCAGCCCGGAGGCAGCACUAAGGCUGCAGGCUUUGACUUUCAGCCUGGCAGAGCGUGUAUGCAACCUAGAGAAGCAGCUCGCAGCUGCAGAAGAAACCGCCGCUAGCCCCAGGAAGAACACUCAGCCAGCAGGCCCCCACCUCUUCUUACCAGAACUCGAUCACCAAAGAGGCAGCGCUGGUCUUGGGGUCAGGAAACGCUGUCCAGGGGAGUCUCUCAUCAACCCUGGCUUCAAAAGUAAGAAACCAGCUGGUGGUGUAGACUUUGAUGACACCUGAUGCUGGCAAAGCCUGUGACCUCGCCAGGAGCCUGUCUGCGGGGAAAGCAGUAGAUCCGGGACCCCCACCAAGA